Molecule: messenger RNA, 2046 nt
Organism: Punica granatum (pomegranate)
Lineage: Eukaryota; Viridiplantae; Streptophyta; Magnoliopsida; Myrtales; Lythraceae
Source: RefSeq, a predicted model, not a curated record
UUUGUGCUCUGUCACUUUACUUUUUCUUUUAAAGUAAUAUCAGUGAUCUGCUGUAUUUUUCUAUUCUUAUAAUCUUUUCUUGAACGUUUUAUCGCAUGCUCAUUUUUGUUAUCGAUGGAGUCAUCAUUGAUUGCCGAGGAAAAAAAAAAUGUCAAUUAUUUUGGGAGAAAGGAAGAAAGCCGCUGCCAUUGUAUGUGGUUCUCCCUCCCUCCAUGUAGUCGAAACCCUAGAAAACUAUAAACGAAGAUGGAGAAGACGAGUGAUUCACUUCCCAAAGAGAUCAUAUUCGAAAUACUCUCAAGACUCCCUCUGAAAUCGGCGUGCAGAUUCCGAUGCGUCUCCCCUCUCUGGCUCUCUAUCGUCUCCGAUCCUCAAUUUGUCGAAGCCCACUACACUCGGACGUUAUCAUCAGCUGAUCCAAAGGUGUUGAUUCGUAUCUCCCCCUCCAAGGAUGCCGGCCUCAGGGCAUUGAAACAGGAAUCGCAUUUCUUCUUGGCGGACCAUCCCCGGCACCGCGGACAGAUUACCGCGUCAUUUUGCGGCAAAAUCUGCCAUGGGAGCCGGGGCUUGGAUGAUGUUUCUCAGUCAUCCGGUGGCCUGAUUGUUUGCAAUGGAGAGCACGAUGACGGCUUCACAGUCUUCAACCCUAGCACCAGGGAGUUUGUUAAGAAUGCUCUCUGGGGCCGGAGCAGAGUAUACCUCGGGUUCGAUCCUCUUGGUAGGAAGCAUAAGAUUCUCCACUCGUGUGUGUUCAACAGAGGUAUCCAGUCGUCGCGGUUCAUAUCGACGCUCGGCGAGACGGAGUGGAGGCAAAUACAAGACGUCCCUAUCCAUUUUAAACUGGAGAUAUUUUACCCUUCUAUAUGCAUCGAUGGAGUGGUUUACUACAUUGGUCGGUUGAAGGAAGGCGGCUCCAUUUGCUUGAUGGUGAUUGAUGUCAAGUCGGAAAGUUUCUAUAUGGUUCAGCUCCCCCUGAUGAUAUUUUCGAGUUGCACAGAAUUCAGUGGUCGAUUUGCAGUACUUCAUUACUCUUGUUUCCUGGGACCCCCGCAGGGCGAGAUCGUUAUGUGGAUAUUGGAGGAUGUUCACGAGCAGGUCUGGAGCUGCAAGAGAUUCCCUGUGCCGCCGCUUCCGGAUCUUGGCGACCUGGGCCCCGGACAUGAUUUCUCCUUUGCGGGCAGCACUCGCGGAGGAGAGCUAGUGUUUGCGCCGCACUUCUUUGUCAGGGACUCAUAUACCUUGCUUUUCUGCAAUCUGGAGAAUCACAGCUGCAGGAGAGUCGAAGUCCGUGGCCUCCACGAGCAUCUCCCUGCCUCACGCAUGGGGUAUGAAGUAAGUGUUUGCGAUCACGUGGAAAGUCUGCGACCUGUCAGAGGAGGCUAGCGUCCCUAGUCCCGUCUCAGUGCUCAUCGUCAUCAAUCUUCCUGCAGCGUAUUUAACCGAAGUCUCAUACCGAGUUCUUGGACUAGAUGCACCGUUUAACUUCAAACGCGAAUUCGUAAAAUGAUAUCCAUUUAAUAUGGAUGACCUGUGACUGAUCGGGUAUAUGAUAGCAAAUUGAAUUGUUCUACUAUUAUGACCUAUCAGAGGUGGAGGUUCGCAUCCCUAGUCCUGUCUCAGCGCUCAUCCUCAUCGUCAUCCUGCAGCAAAUUUAGCUAAGGUGUCGUACCAUGUUCCUCGGAUUAGAUACAGCAUUAAUCUUUGCAAGACAACCCUUUGGAAAUUCGAGCUGCUUAGUUAUCUUAUAAUCGAUCAACCGUAUGUUCUUUCUUAGAUUUACCAAUGACGGUGAUUGAGACUGCGUUGUGUGAUAUUGUCAGUCAUAUUUAUUUCAACCAUUGUGUGGAUCCUGCUGUUUCUGCAGUUGCUGGAAUCAUUGUGUAUGCUGUAUAAAUACAGAGGAGGACAUCUCUUCACACCAGGGUUCUUGGCAUUCGGCAAACGGUAGCCAUUUCAUAUUGUUCGUUUUUCCAUAAGAUUGAUAUGGAACUCAGAAAAAUGUGAUGUAAUAAUCUUGCAUGAAUGAAGAAACCACGAACUUUGUUU